Molecule: messenger RNA, 1110 nt
Organism: Aphanomyces invadans
Lineage: Eukaryota; Oomycota; Saprolegniomycetes; Saprolegniales; Verrucalvaceae
Exons: 1
Coding region: 6-1004 (332 amino acids)
Source: RefSeq, a predicted model, not a curated record
UGUGGAUGCACCGUCGAGCGAUUCGCCGCGGCCGCGAUUUCCGUCCGAUGGGCGUACACACGAUGCUGCGAGACGUCAUGGCAUUCAGCACGAGAAGCAACCCUUUGAAGUUCAAGUCCAACUACGAGAAACAAAUCAUGCUGUUCGCAAGCGAAGUGUCGGUGAUCUGUGGCGCGAAUCCAUAUCGCGAAAUUUCCGACGUGUUUUUGGGCGUGUGGAAGCGCACCGACAAGACAUACGUGAAAGGGCUAGAAGACGAGUUGGCGCCGAUGAUGCCAGAGACAGUCGAGGAAAAGAUGGAUCGUGUGAUACAGGACGAACCACAAGUACAAGCGAUCUUGGACGCCCCCUCCCUAUCCGUUGCAGAUGUGCAAGAAAAGAAGAAAGCGGUUCAAGCUCAUGUCAACGCAUUACCGCACUUGACUCCAGAGGACAAGGUCGACGUGGUCCAGGCUCUGCAUUCGACGCUGCAGACGACAUUCGGCGCAGCUCAGGAAAUACAUGCGAUUGAGCACUACGAGACCGAAACUCAGUCCUCGGUGCAACAACGGAAUGCCAAAUUCUGGAGUAAACAAGUCGGCCGUGUUCAGUCUGCGGACAAGCGAUACCGCAACGUCCUUGUGGGCGGUCGGAUCGAUGGGGUGAGCGGGGAAAAAGUUAUCGAAGUGAAGAACCGCAUGCGAGAUUUCAAGACCCCACUUCCCCACUACGAUAUUGUCCAGCUGCAAACGUACUUGUACUUGCUUGACUCUACCCACGGAGAGUUGGUCGAGCACAUCAAGGCCAAGACCAAGGACAAGAGCAAGACAACGACUGUCGAUUGGGACCCCGAACUGUGGAACACCUCCGUCCUUCCGUACCUUGCUCGGUUUUCACAUUCACUGGAUCGGUUCAUGGACGGGCCGCAAGAUUUGCACCACAAGUUCCUCACGUACGACACGAAGAAGCGAAAGGACGUCAUUCGAGAUUUGUGGAUGGACAGUCCUGCAGACUUUGACGGUUGACGAGUGGCCGCCAUGAACACUCUCGUCAUUUAACGCCAUCCACUCUGGAUACAUCAACAUGUACACACCCUUAACUCUCUAUUCGAGCUCGAUCGCCAUGGCGAAU